CUUCAGUUAACGAAUCUUUUUUGUGUUAAACAAACGUGUGUGCUACAACUGAACAUUCUUUUUUAUAUUAUGAACAGAGUAUCUCGUAAAAGCGAUUUGUUAUUUUAUUCUUAUCAAUUUUCGUUAAUGGCAUAAGAGACACUUUGUGAUAUUAUUACACUUUUCAAACGAAUAAAAUGCCAAAGGAAAAUUGAAUUUCAAAUUGAAGUUUCAAACGAAAUUGCUUGUCUUUGAAUCGUUUUAUUGUUGAUUCAAUCAGUUUUGAUGUCUUUAACAGAAAAAUGACGAAGUAGAACAAAGUGAUACAAUUUCCAGUGGAAAAAUUAAAGUGAACAAAAAAGGUUGAUAUUCGACACGCAUCAUUGCCUUAACCUAUUUUGUAAAUGUCGAGUGUGUCGGGAUUGAUGUAAAUUGAAUAUUGGUGGAAAGUUACCGGAUUAAAAAAAAUCGAAUACAUGAAUCGUUUCGGAAAAUGGUCGGUGUGACAGUGGAAAAUCCAAUUCAUGAAAAGGUACAAUCGAAAAGGACUACAAGCAUCGCCAUUACAGACAACGACAACACCAUGAAAAUUAAAUUGUCCACCGAUAAGUGUAACGAUGGAUCUCAACACACCUCUAAAUCCGAUGUUGAUGAUGAGAAUGUUACGCUUCGCGUAAAGAACACAUCUGUUCCAGAAAUAAAACGGCAAAAAUUCCUUGCAGUGAACGGUCGAUGUUUCAGUGAUGGUGAGGGUAUCGAACAACUUGAAACAUUGUUGGAUGCAGAUGAUUUCCCAGACGAAUUUUGGCAUUUCCAGAGAGAUUCAUUCAUACAUCGAAGCUAUAACGAGAAGCUGUUGGCCCUGAAGAAUGCCAGUGAUUAUCCACAUCCACGUCCAGUAUCCGUGCCAAACGAUGCGACAUUCAAACGGGACUCGUUUAUACGACAAAGUUUUAAGUCGAUACGAAACAGUUUCAGCAAAAGUAUUCGUAAGAAGAAUGGUGUGAAGCGGAGCCUAAAUGAUAUUGAGGAUCGAAAUAAUAAUAUUAACAACGACAACAGUACCAACAGUGAUAAAAGUGGUAAUAAAAGUGAUCGAGCGGUUGAAAGCAUAUCGCAACAAAAAAUAAAAGUUGGCCAUAGUCGGAAUAGUUCCAGUUCAAGUUUAACAAGUAAUCGAUCCACAAAUAGCAUUUCGUUGGGUUUUCGAUCAGCGCCAACAACACCUAUGGCACCAUUGCAAAGCCAAAGUGAUGGACACGGUCAGAGUACAGUUAAUUUAAAUAGUUUAUCUCGCAGUCCGAGUCAUUUAUCAGCAAAAAUUGAUUCAAAAUCAAUAAGGCAUUUGUCAACGGUACCACCGGCGACGCCAUCGAACACCAGAAGUCCUAGUCCCCAUCCCACCAAAUCAUCAUCAAAAAAUGAUAUUCCAGAAAAAGAAAAGAAAAGAAAGGAGCUGAGCAGCGGUCGACAGAAGAAAUUCCAUCGUCACUUUUUGCAAGUGGAUGCUGAUGAGCAUGUUAUCAAUUAUUUUUCCUGUGCGCUAGUUAGUGAUAUAUUACUGCAAGGUCACCUAUACAUAACCGACAAUUAUUUUGCAUUUUAUUCAAAUGUAUUUGGAUUCGUUACCAAGCUGCUCAUACCAACGGUAUCUGUUGUGAAAAUAUCGAAAGAAAAAACUGCAAAAAUCAUCCCAAAUGCUGUGGGUGUGGCGACCGCCGAUGAACGUCAUGUGUUUGGCAGUUUUAUGAGCCGUGAAGCCGCAUACAGAUUGAUGCUUAGCGUAUGGAGACCAGUUGCACCCGUUGAACCAGAAGUAGCACCGAAAAUUCCCGAUGUGGAAAUAUCCGAAUGUUCCAUCGAAGAUGACAGCAGUUCAGCGAUAAGCGGAAACGAAAGUCCACCCCGGUUACAAGAAUCGACAACUUCCGACGCAAGUCAAACGCUGCGUCAUCGUAGUGCGCCUAGUUUAAUCGAAGGAACACCAAACGGUCUACGCACAUUAGUUGCGGACGCAGUUGAUGGUGGUGCAGGCGGCGAUGGAGCCGGUGAUUUAUUAUCGCCGAAUAUAUUACCGAUGGCGUCACGGUCUACAUCACCCCCACCAAAAAUUGUGAUACCACGAAAGUUUUUGUCAUUCCCCUUGCCAACAAAUUGGUUGUACGUUGGAUUGGUGCUCACUAUUUUGUUAGCGUUGCUGUCUGGAUUUUUAUUGUAUCGCAUAGUCAAUAUCCAGGAGAAAUCUAGUCAUUAUGAUCCUUUAGAUUUUAAGUGGAAUCCCACCAACAAGGACAUUGAUGUUUACACAGAGGUGUUGAAAUGGCAAAAGGAGAUGCAAUCUAAAAGUGUUGAUGAAGCUCAAAUUGUACUUAACUCAAACUUGGAGAAAAUAGCCAGGGUGCGCAAAAGUCUUGAAACGUUAUCGGUGUUGAUACACAAUAAAGAUGCGCCCAGCUUAACUGACUACAGCUAUAUGGCCGGCGGUCAGGAUGAACCAUUGGAUGGUACAACAUUCGACCGAAGUAAGGUAUAAAAUUUCUGAAUUAUUUACGGGGAAAAUAUAUCGGAGACGAAUUGGCAGCUGCGCUGGCGCUCGACAUUGCGGCUCACUGAGAGUCAUUGGGCUAAGAGUCAUACAUACAUAUAUAUGUGGAAUGUUACUUAAAUCAUUCAAAAGCAUUAUACAUUGCAAUUAACUAAUUAGGACAUCCAGGUUAGACUUAUUGAUUAGUUUCGACAAGUAUCCAUCAUAUAAGGAAUUAUAUAUUUAUAUAAAACAAAGAAGAAGAGGAGAUAAAAUUCAACGUAACAUGUAAUGUGCAUCUAUUGUAAUCAAAAAAAUGGCCGAUGACGAAUCGUGAUAAGUUAUUAAGUUAAGGGCAUGAAGAAUGAUGGAAAACUAAUUUAAAUGAUAAAAAAAGAAAGAAAAACUCAAAACUUAUUUAUUUUAGAUCGGAACGUAUAACCCAAGAGGAAUAGUGAUUCUUCUCAGAUAUAAAAAUGCAAUGGAAACUUAGAAAGUUAUAGAAGGAAUAAGUAGGAAAUGUUUGUUUUUUAAAGUCAAUACAUUUAAGGUUUUUUAUUUUUAAAUUAGACUUAAGAUGGUGAUAUUUCUGUUGUUACAUUUAUUUUGUAUUUAUCGUUUGUUUUUAAUGGUUAGAUAAUUUUAUAGAUUUUUUUUGUUUUUAAAUUUAAAUAGCGAAUGCAACCAAAAACUAGUUUUAUUUUUUUUGUGAAAACAAACAAAUUGAAAAUUUUAUUUGUCAUUGUUGUCAGACAUUUCAAAAUGUUAAAAUUAUUUUGUUUUUUUAUCCCAGUCAUCCUAUCCAAUCAGUUUUAAUCGAUUAAUAAAUGAUGAACGAGCAUACAAUGUGGUGGACGUAUAUAUUAUGUAGAAACCAUUAUUUUUGCCGUCAAAAUAUAUUUUAUUUGAACUCUGUUUGAUUGCGAAACAAAAAAAAACCAGGACAUUGAUUGUUGUACCCUUUCAACCCUUUCAACCAUUACCUUAUUUUCAGAUUAGAAAAUUAUUGGUACACUGAACAAUGGGAAAUAAAUAGAAAAUUCUUGCAUUUUUCGUAAAAAGGACUGUUUCAGGGCCUAUCUUUUAGAACUUAGUUACAUAAAAUUCCUAAAAAUUCUUUGAACAAAUCCUUAAAACUCCUAGAUAUUUUGAAUGCUUAAAUUUAGGAAUUUUUGGAGGUAUUCACACGUUUGGAGGUAUAUUUUGAGUUCAGGUUCACCAGAAUAUUAUUAUGAAUGAACACAAUCAGUUCAGGCCGGGUUUCACGUUUACAUAACCAGACGUGUUUAGGAGUGUAAGUUGAAGCUGAUUCAGUAAAUCAAGUUCAGCUCAAAGUCAACACUUUCCGAUUUAAACUGUGUCAGUUAAAACAACACGAAUCAACGUUUAUGAUUGGGAAAUUUACCUCUGAAAACUCCUAAAAAAAUCCUAAAAAAUUAUGCUCCAACAAAAGUACGCUGUGCCAGGGCCGUGAGAGAGCGAGCAGUCAAAUAAACAAAGCAAAUAAAAUUUAAAAAUUCAAUUUUGUCUCUCACACGGAGUAAGAGGAAAUCAAGCAUUAUAACCUGUUCUUUCCGUACACUGUCUUUCACUUCUUAUACCGCCUUCACAUACGUAUUGUGUCAUAUUCUGAUCGAACGUCUUUUAGAUAUACUUUUUGGUGACCACAGUUCCUCACGCUGUCACCUUCGCUGCCAAUGUCUGAUCUGGUUUACUGCUGGCUAUUAGGUCUUUGUACAGUUGGUACGAUGCCUAAAUUUGAUUGAUAAACGCUUGUGUCGGCAGAUAUUUUAGAAAUCAAUUUUCAACGUAAUGACCAUGGAUCAGACAUUUUCAGAAAAAUAAUGAAACUUUCGGGAUAUGUCGGAAGUCUUACAGUGGUUAUCAAAAUAGAAAUAGGUCAGAAAGUUUGACCAUUAUACAGCAAAUUCAAGUUAAUAGUUGAUAGUGAAUGGAAUCGAAUGCAAAUGAAAAUGAAAAUUUCAUAAAAAAGAAAAACGGACUGUCGAAACCUGUCACUUACGGCUAUUCAUCUGUUAUCGUUAACGACGACAAAAAUAAUGACAAGCUCUGGUCAAUAUGGUCCUUUAUAAGUUAGAAUGCAUGUUUAAAAAAUUGAAGUACAAGAUUUGAAAUCAACUGAUUACUACUUUGAUUGAUGGAAGUGAUAGACCCGAUAAUAAAACAGGUCAGAUGCUUGCCGUCUGGAACAGGUUAAAUAUUUGUUUACCAACGCUACAAUCUUAAAGCACAUUUGUCUCAUUUGUUAACACGUUCAGACAUUCUGUGAUUUUCUUCAAUUUAAAAUUAUUUUUGGAAUUAUGUUAGUUAUGUGAUAACAAUCAAUAUAAAAUCGAGUUUCGUUUUAUUGCAAUCUUCUACGAAGUGGCAUUUUGUUUAGCAAAUUUUCUUUGCCAAUUAUAUGCUGCACCAAAAGCUCAUUAAUGUUCCUUAAGUAAAAGCUGUAGACUGAAUGGCUUUUUUGUUGUUAUUAAUCAAAUUGAAACGAUCAAAAAAAAAUGUGUUUUUGUUCUGAGUCCCAGUUUCUGUAUUCACAAAAUCAUUUCACUUUAUAAUUUCCAGGUGAGACUUUUGUUUUUGGUGUCAUCAUCAAUAUGCGAAUCAAAUUAUCACUUAUAAUGGGCAUGCAUAUUAAAAAUUAAAAUAAAAAAAUUUACAAAAUGUGGUUAAAACGUCUUUCCGUAGAUAAAAGAAAUGGGAAAUUUGUUUGUGGGUGUUUGAAAAAUGUUAAAUGUAUUCAACUAGACGUUAGAAUUGUGUUUGAUUUUGAUGAAUGAUGAACGAAAAAUGUUUUCCAUUUUAUGGAAAAAUAUCAUGAGAAGUGAAUAAAAGAUGAAGAUUUUACAAAUAU
Messenger RNA from Bradysia coprophila, 5375 nucleotides. RefSeq lists its product as uncharacterized. Gene Ontology annotation, molecular function: sterol transfer activity; sterol binding. The record is from RefSeq and is a predicted model, not a curated record. Gene Ontology annotation, cellular component: endoplasmic reticulum membrane; endoplasmic reticulum-plasma membrane contact site; plasma membrane. NCBI's taxonomy places the organism in Eukaryota, Metazoa, Arthropoda, Insecta, Diptera, Sciaridae. Gene Ontology annotation, biological process: intracellular sterol transport.